Peronospora matthiolae is the source of this 1173-nucleotide messenger RNA. The record is from the annotation of a GenBank genome assembly. NCBI's taxonomy places the organism in Eukaryota, Oomycota, Peronosporomycetes, Peronosporales, Peronosporaceae.
AUGAGCGCCGUCGACGACGUCGAAGCUCGCAUCCGUCGCCUCGACGAGCUGCGCGUGGAAAAGUCCACGCAAUUGCGUCAGCUGCAGCAGGAGCUCCGCUACAACAGCGUCGCAGGCGUCGACGAGCGUCUUGAGUCGGGUCAGAGCGUCGCCCAGCUCGACGUGAGCAUCGAAGGGGGUCGAAAUUUGCUCUUUAAAGCGGGGUUUCUAUCCAGUCCGCAAACCUACGUCCGCGUGACGCUCGUGCUGGUACUCGCACAGUUCGAGAGCGACGAGCAACAUACACUUAUGGAGCAAAAGAGCACCUCCAAGCGCCCCGUCGCUCCCUCGCCGCGAUGGGGCGAAACGCUCUCGUUUCAAACGCUUCCAGCUGCAGUGGGGACGCUCCGCGUGGACGUGAUGCAGGAAGAGCGCAUUGGCGCCGAUGAAGUCGUGGGCGCGUUCCUCUUGCCGCUCUCGAGGCUGCAGGACCAGCGGCCGAUGGACAAGUGGCACGUGCUGCAGCCGACGAGGGACGGGGCCGCGACGACCAGCGAAGUGUUUGUCAGCUGCCGAUUGCAGCGCUCACCGCUCUCGGCGCUCACGGUAGAGCUGGAGUUGCUGCAAAACCAGGCAAACGAGUUGCAGGUGUUCCUUGGCCGACAUCAGAAUCUAGUGACUGGGUUGCCGCAAGAAGGACCGGCUCCUGCCAUGUCGAGUGCCAAUGUGCUGCAAGGAAAAGUGGUGGUUCCUGAAGAGACACCGGAACGUUCCGUGUCGACGAGGUUUUCUGCAGUUGCGUCGUUUCCUCCUGCAAUGAGGAAACGCGAGUUUGGGGAGAAUACAGACGUGACGGGGAGGCUACUGGAGACCUUGCGAGCGAAACGACAACGUGUGAACUCGGAGCAACACGUGGGCUCGUUAUCCGAUCGGAUUGCUAACUGGCUGUUGCCCACAUCAACUCCAACGUCUUCCAUGAAAGCGGACGCACGACCUUGUUCCGGUGUCUUUGCUGGCGAGAAUGCUGGGCUGACGUCGAGUCAGUUUUUCCCGUUCAAGCAUCGUCAGUCUGCUUCCGAGCCACGUCGAGGACGAAGAACUGGACGAUCGCUUUCUGCUGCUGAACCGAAAGCACCGUCAACGUUGCAAGCGAUCGAAAAGUGGCUGUUUACGGAUAAAAGCGGCAACUCUUGA